AAACAAUUGACUAAAUUAGUUUGAUUUUAAUUUUAUUACAAAAUCUUACUCACAAAAUCAAACCAUGAAGCAAAAGGUAUGAAAAUUUUAAUCAAACGGUCGAGAAGAAACCAAUCAAUCCAUCAAAACAAAACCCUAAAAUGUGUCCAAAUGCCAUUAGGUUUUCUCCCAUCAUAUAUAUAUAUAUAUCACUCACGUGUUCUUCGCCUCUCUAUCCACCAUUCAGCUUUGUUUUUUUUCCUCCUCCGUCCCAAUCGAAUUUUGAGCUAUGUCUGACGAGGAGCAUCAAUUUGAGUCUAAGGCUGAUGCUGGUGCAUCAAAAACUUUUCCUCAACAAGCUGGUACCAUUCGUAAGAACGGUUACAUCGUCAUCAAAGGCCGUCCGUGCAAGGUUGUUGAAGUCUCUACAUCCAAAACUGGCAAGCACGGUCAUGCCAAAUGUCAUUUUGUUGCUAUUGACAUCUUCACUGGAAAGAAGCUUGAGGAUAUUGUUCCUUCUUCACACAAUUGUGAUGUGCCCCAUGUUAAUCGCACAGAUUAUCAGCUUAUUGACAUCUCUGAAGAUGGAUUUGUGAGUCUGCUCACUGACAAUGGUAACACCAAGGAUGACCUUAGGCUUCCUACUGAUGAAAGCCUCCUUACGCAGAUAAAGGAUGGGUUUGCUGAAGGUAAAGACCUUGUUGUGUCUGUUAUGUCAGCCAUGGGUGAGGAACAGAUCAAUGCCCUGAAGGAUAUUGGUCCCAAGUAAUUUUCUCUUGAUUGGAUAUUGCUCGACGUGAAGUUCUUUACUACCUUGAGUUAGAUAAGAUUAUAGUCGUGGAAAAAAAGUUAUGGUCUUGUGGAAUAUUAUUCUUCAGAAUUUGUUAAAUUUUUAUUCUUCAUUUUGUUGUUUAAAAUUGUGUUCGUCUGAAUUUUGUUCUUCAUUUGUCUUUUAAAUUUUGCGUGGGAAAAUGUCCAACCUGGAACAAUAUAAGUACCAACCUCACUUUUUGACUGCUUUUA
Molecule: messenger RNA, 1002 nt
Organism: Capsicum annuum
Lineage: Eukaryota; Viridiplantae; Streptophyta; Magnoliopsida; Solanales; Solanaceae
Product: eukaryotic translation initiation factor 5A-4
Exons: 5
Coding region: 269-748 (159 amino acids)
Biological process (GO): positive regulation of translational termination; positive regulation of translational elongation
Molecular function (GO): RNA binding; ribosome binding; translation elongation factor activity
Source: RefSeq, a predicted model, not a curated record